AUGGCGUCCGAAUCGCUACAGUCGCCGCCGCCAGAGAGCGACCGGGGCCGCACGACUUCCCGGCACCAUCAUGAUCCGUUGGCACAUAAAAGAGAAACUACCCCCCAUGCUGUCCGUGCAGGCAAUAUGCUCACUGCCACUCCGAAGUGGUUCCCGUUAGGAUACAGGGAAGGGUUUGCUCAAUGGUGGGCUGGUGUUUCACCCGCAGCGGCGGAGCAUAAGGUGCUCUCCUUCCUGCCCUAUCUCCAGCAUGAGCCUCCCACCCAGCAGCAGACAGGGCACGAACCCGAUAUUCCUACCGACACAAGAGACGGUCUCGCUUCCGUGGACCCCAGCCAACCAGGCGAGGUAACGGCCAACUCCGUCGGGGACCCGUAUGGACCUCGUCGAUGGCGUUCCAGCAUGGUUCAGCUCAGCGGUAAGAAUCGUGCUCUGAACGAGCUGUCGGUGGAGAGAGUUGGAGAGGAUGCCGACCAGCACUUGGUGAUGCUCCACGGCUACGGGGCCGGCUUGGGGUUUUUCUACAAAAACUUUGAGCCUCUAAGCCGACCCAAGGGCUGGCAUGUAUAUGCGCUAGACAUGCUCGGGAUGGGCCGCAGUACGCGUCCCCCUUUCCGGAUCAAAGCUAAAAGAAGAGAAGAUGCCAUCAAGGAAGCGGAGGAUUGGUUUGUCGAUGCUUUGGAAGAAUGGCGCGUGAAACGCAAGAUCGAUCGUUUCACUCUACUCGGCCAUAGUCUCGGGGGAUACAUGGCCGUAGCUUACGCGCUCAAAUACCCUGGUCGUCUGAACAAACUCCUCCUUGCUUCUCCCGUGGGUAUCCCAGAGGACCCGUACGCAGUCAGAGAGGAUAUGCCGGAACCAUCCGCGUCUACUAUGGUCAACGAGUUUACCCAGGAUCAACAACGUGUAUUCGAAGAUGGAGACUCACAGAGGUCCGAUGCAACGGGUAGCAGUCCUCGCGCUAUGAGCAAGCUUGGGAACAUAUCAUCAAACUCUCCACCGCGUCGCACUCUUCCAAAAUGGUUCGCCUAUCUGUGGGACGCCAAUAUCUCUCCCUUCACCUUUGUACGAUGGGCUGGACCAUUCGGGCCACGCCUAGUAUCUGGCUGGACGUCUCGACGGUUUUCCCACCUACCAGAGGAAGAGGCCAAGGCUUUACAUACCUACGCGUAUAGCAUAUUCCGCCUCCGAGGCAGUGGCGAGUACGCUCUAUCAUACGUGCUCGCACCGGGUGCUUUCGCCCGUAACCCUCUCAUCCGGCGCAUCCACCAGGUCGGUCGACAGAUGAUUCAGCCUGUUCCCGAAGACUCCCCUUCACAAUCAGACGCCUCUCUGGGUGCAUCUCCUGGACCGAGUCCCUCCCCGCCCCCUGAUUUUCUCAACUCGAGUGAAUCCUCAGUAGCGGCGGCUGCGGGUGGGAUAGCAGCGCAACCUAGACGUGAACAUGGCAUCCCCAUUGUCUUCUUGUACGGCGAUCAUGACUGGAUGGAUGUCGCAGGCGGGUUCGCUGCAAAGGAGAAGAUAGAUGAAGAAAGAGAGCGGACACUCCGCGAUGCCACCCCGGAGGAACGUCAAGCGGACAGAGGAUCGGCCAAGGUAGUAAUAAUCAAGAGAGCUGGCCAUCACCUCUACCUAGACGGAUGGGAAGAGUUCAAUAAGGUCAUCCUAGAAGAAAUGGAGGAUGUGAGGCGCCAAGAAAGAGAAAGAGGAAGAGCUACGCCGCCAUCUUAG
Molecule: messenger RNA, 1731 nt
Organism: Monascus purpureus
Lineage: Eukaryota; Fungi; Ascomycota; Eurotiomycetes; Eurotiales; Aspergillaceae
Source: the annotation of a GenBank genome assembly